AUGUUGGGUACUGGAUACCUAGGUAGCCCAGAUCCCCACACUCUCGACACUGCGUUUCCACACGCGGGCAGCUCUCAACCAUCUGCCAUGCCGCCUUUUAAGGAGAGACUGGGCAUGAGGAUGCAGAAGGUUCAGAGCAUCUUCCGGCCAUCAAAAAGACGCAUCGCAGAAGAUGAUGCAUCAAGCCAACCCCCGAAGCAGCUCCGGACAAUGCUAGGACCCACCAAGAAAGCCGUACAGUAUCCCCCCUCUCUGUCAGCGCCGUCGACGUCACCAGCGGGCUCUUCGAAAGCAAACGAGCUUCCUAGCACGUCUCCCAGCGGGGUCAGCAAUACUCUCGCCUACCCAACCAUGCGACCACUUUGUAAUGCACCCCCCUGCAAUAUCAGUGGCAUUAUCAUGAAUGUCUUGAUUGUUACGUUAUCGCAAACAUUGUGGUUUGUGCUAAGGGGGCGUUUGGAACGGAUCCGGGAUUCAAGAUAUCUUCGACCAUUCUGGUUACUGACCGGGUUAACAGCUUUCAUCAUGUCGGCCGACCCACCAGGAUCAAGGAGGGGCAAUCCGAUCGACCUGGACGCACCUCCAUCGCGGUUUUUACGCAGCAAUUCCUCGAGCCAGUCAGACAGCAGCUCUAGCAGCCUGAUAUACGACGAUGACGACCAGCGUCAAGUCUUGAACGACGAGGCCAUAGCCCGCAUUCUUCAAGAGGCGGAACACGAAUACAAAAACCAGCCAGAGUCGAGCCCCCAGAUCUUCUCGCCUGUGACAGAGGAAGAGACACAGAGCCAUCUGGCCGAGUUCAGGGAGAAAUACCACAGGUGGAAGUGCUGCCAAUGUGGCAAGAGCAAUGACAUGACAGCAGAUGUCCUUGUUCAGAAGACAAAGUCCAUGCUCAAAGCAGGCAAGUCGUUUCUAGGGAUGAUCCACCCUUUUACAAAAUGCAGAUACUGUGGCUGUGAAGGUUGUUCGGCCUGUGGUACUCGAGGUACAUCGUUGGCCCGACAGAGGGCCAACGCGGUCCGAGUAACUGAUGCCAUAAGAGCGUCCUGGUGUUGCCCCGAGGGGCGCGCCUUUGUGAUUUUCUCUUUACUAUGCGGUUACGAGGGACCUACAGCCACGAAGAUUUCUACGCCUACAUCGAAAGAACAGCCAAAGCAACAGCAAAAGCUACAGCCCCCUCAACAGCCCCCUCAACAGCAGACAGCUUUUGCAAGGGGCACUGGCUAUGGACACGACUCGUACAGUUUCAAUCCUUUCAAAGGGCAGCCUCAGCAGUUCCACAAUUCCAAGCCAACGCCCGAGUCCGCAGAUGCAGUUUCAUAUUUCUUGACACUUGCAGAAGUGCUUCCAUCCGUGGAUAAGAAAGAGUUUGAGUCCACACCUGGCCUACGGGUCAUGAUCCAUGCAUCUCCCAUGAUGAGACUCGCUUGCGAGAUUUUGCGAUCAGCUGCUAUUGGCGAGAUGGAUGCGAGGGCUGGCAUUAUCAAGGCAGCCCUUCUCUUUGUUCACAGGUUGGCGCGAAACUGGGACGCCGCCUCGUGCAUAUUCCACCAGCAGAUCCACUUCCCACCCUCGCAACAGUUACUAAUGGCUUCAAUGGCUUCAAUGCCUCCUUCCAGGCAGGCUAUAUCAAGCAACCAAAUUAAACCCGAAACUGCACAAUCUGUUUAUACGGUAGUGGAGAAACUAUCUGUAGUUUGCCGAGUCUUCAUGGAUGGUUCCAAGAGCUUUGGGUCUGCGGAUGGCGGUGACGAAGCAAUCUGCAUUGCGCGACAAGUCUGCGACCUGCAAGACGUUCUUCAUCAUCUGAAACCCGCACCGGAAGACGACAAGGCUCGCUCGGGUCCCCGUGCGUCAGCUUCUACAACGAGCACUGUCGUCACACGGUCCAAAAACAAGGAACUCGAAUCGAUGGCAGCAGCGGCUAAGAUGACCGACUACCACAAGUUACAUGGUGUGAUGGGAAUCAAGGAUGAUCUUUUGUUGGCCAACUUUUACACGGGUUUUCAAAACCAAGUCGUGAACUCCAAUGGCCAGCGGAUGAGAAAGCUGUUUGCGCAGAUCUCAUCGCUACACGCGGACCUUCCCGACGGCAUCUAUGUCCGCUACGGCGAGUCACGACCAGACAUGCUCAAAGUGUUAAUCAUCGGGCCUAAGAACACGCCUUAUGAGCAUGGCAUCUUCCUCUUUGACAUUCUUUGUGGCUCGGACUUUCCCACGGCGCCACCAAAGGUGCAGUUUCUGACGACAGGCGGUGGCAAGGUCAGAUUCAACCCAAACUUGUAUGCAAACGGAAAAGUUUGCCUGUCACUGAUCGGGACAUGGAAUGGACAGGGAUGGGUGCCAAACGUUUCGACAAUCCUACAGGUUUUGGUUUCUAUACAGUCCAUGAUCUUUGUCGAGCGGCCAUACUAUAACGAACCUGGUUACGAAAUCGUACCCAACCACGCCGGCAGCGAAGCGUACGAUCGCAACAUAGAAUGCAAUACGGUCUAUCAUGCCAUCAUGCCUUGGCUCCAGGCUCUGGGCAAUUCCCCUUCUACAUCCCAAUACUCUAAUACUGCCAGCCCGGCCGAUUGCCAAAUCUGGGGUUACAUUGCCUUGAAGCACUUGCAGCUCCAGAAACCAGCAAUACUGGCAAAGGUGAGGGAGUGGAGUAGGAAGAGCAGCUCAAGAGUGACGGGUUCCAUGGUGAGCAUGCUUGAGAAAGCCCUCAGUGGUUCCCUGGCUGUCCCCGAAGUUCCAGCUGUCGUUAAGCAUGCUGGUACUCCAGCUAAGACUGGACAAACUGGUACGGCACCGAAUCAACUGGCCAAGUAA
Podospora anserina S mat+ is the source of this 2820-nucleotide messenger RNA. RefSeq lists its product as uncharacterized. The transcript is spliced from 5 exons. Gene Ontology annotation, molecular function: ubiquitin conjugating enzyme activity. Lineage: Eukaryota; Fungi; Ascomycota; Sordariomycetes; Sordariales; Podosporaceae. Bases 1 to 2820 code for a protein of 939 amino acids. The record is from RefSeq and is a predicted model, not a curated record.